Messenger RNA from Glycine soja, 2390 nucleotides. RefSeq lists its product as uncharacterized. Bases 62 to 2005 code for a protein of 647 amino acids. The transcript is spliced from 4 exons. Gene Ontology annotation, molecular function: oxidoreductase activity. The record is from RefSeq and is a predicted model, not a curated record. Lineage: Eukaryota; Viridiplantae; Streptophyta; Magnoliopsida; Fabales; Fabaceae.
GCAAGGCAUACCCAAGAACCAGAAACUCUAGAAUCUAGUUCCACACUUCCUUUUAAAAAAGAUGUCAUCAUCUCUUCUUCCUCUCCGCAACCUCACCACCACCACCACCCUACCACCAUCACCACUCCUCCUCCAUUUCCUCCCUGCACCCCCCCUCAUUCCCUCAUUCACUCCCCCUUCAUUCCAAUCCCAAGCCAUGGCCUCCUUCUCUUCAUCAUCUUCACCCUCUCCUUCCACAUCAUCAUCUUCAUCUCAAAACAACAACCUCGACGAACACGAACACAAAUUGUCCCACGUGCUCAAAUACCACAACCAAACCAAGCACAGCUUCACCAACUACGCCCGCGGGCCCCACAACCUGGACUGGGCCAACCAGCCCAACCCAUUCCGCAGGUAUCUCUCUUCCCCUCUCCUCCCUCUUCUCCAUUCAGAACCAAACCCACAAACCCUAACCCUAACACCCCUUUACCACUCCCUCUUCCUCUCCCUCCCCUCUCCGCACCCCCCCGUUUCCAAAUCCACCCUCUCCCAGCUCCUCUUCGACUCCCUCUCCCUCUCCGCGUGGAAAUCCACGGGCUUCUCCACCUGGUCCCUUAGGGUUAAUCCCAGCAGCGGCAACCUGCACCCCACCGAGGCCUACGUCGUUGCACCACCCAUACCCGGUGUGUCCGAUUCCGCUUUUGUCGCUCAUUAUGCCCCAAAGGAGCAUUCUUUGGAGCUCAGAGCUGAAAUCCCAUCUGGGUUUUUCCCCAAGUUUUUUCCUCCCAAUUCGUUCCUUGUUGGGUUGUCCUCUGUUUUCUGGCGCGAGGCUUGGAAGUACGGGGAACGUGCCUUCAGGUACUGUAACCAUGAUGUUGGUCACGCCAUUGGUGCGGUUGCCAUGGCUGCUGCGGGUCUUGGUUGGGAUGUGAAGGUUCUGGACUCUCUAGGGUGUGAGGAGUUGAAGAGUCUCAUGGGGCUUCAUGUUUUCCCUGAGUUUGAGAUUCCGUCUCGUGCUGUUAGAGGGAAGAUUCCAGAGAUUGAGUUUGAGCAUCCUGAUUGUGUGAUGCUGGUUUAUCCAAGUGGGGUUGGUGGGUUUGAUGUGAAUUGGAAGGAGUUAAGUGAAGCUAUAUUGGGAUUUGAUAAGUUGGACUGGAAAGGGAAGCCUAAUUCCCUUAGCAAAGAGCAUGUGUGUUGGGAAGUUAUUUAUAGGACUGCUGAGGCUGUGAAGAAGCCUUUGACAUUGGGGGAAAGAUUCUUGGUUGAGCCAUUUCAGAGGAGUGGUGUUUGUGGGGAGAGUGCGUAUAAGGGAUUGACUGUGAGGGAAGUUGUUAGGAAGCGUAGGAGUGCUGUUGAUAUGGAUGGAGUUACUGAAAUUGAGAGAGAUGCCUUUUAUCAGAUUCUGUUGCAUUGUCUUCCUUCAGGUUGCCAGGGUGGAGGGAGGCAAGGGAGGGAGCUGGCAUUGCCAUUCCGAGCACUUCCAUGGGAUGCUGAGGUUCAUGCUGCUUUGUUUGUGCAUAGAGUGGUGGGGUUGCCCCAAGGAUUGUAUUUUCUAGUCAGGAAUGAAGAUCAUUUUGAUAAAUUGAAGAAAGCUAUGCUUCCUGACUUUUUGUGGACCAAACCUGAGGGCUGCCCUGAUGAUCUUCCUUUGUAUGAACUACUUAGAUUGGAUUGCCGGCAACUUUCCAAGCAGCUUUCAUGCCACCAGGACAUUGCAAGUGAUGGUUGCUUCAGCCUUGGUAUGUUGGCCCGUAUGGAACCUACUUUGCGCGAGAAGAAUGUCUGGAUGUAUCCACGUUUAUUUUGGGAGACUGGAGUUCUUGGACAGGUGCUGUACCUUGAAGCACAUGCUAUUGGAAUCUCAGCAACUGGAAUUGGUUGUUUCUUUGAUAACCCCGUUCAUCAGUUGCUUGGGUUAAAAGGGUCAACAUUCCAGAGCCUCUAUCAUUUUACCGUUGGAGGUCCUGUCUUAGACAAGCGUAUAAUGAGUUUACCAGCAUAUCCAGGCCCUGAUGUUGAUGCUUAAAGCUGCUCUAUGACUUCAAAUUGCCAUUCAAUGUUUAGGGAAAGUUAUACAAUAAAGGGCCUCAGAUGAAUCUCUAAAACAGUUUUUAAAUUGUUAUAUACCCUUUGUAUAUGUGAAUUGCUCUGCGUAGGUAAAAACUUGUCUGCACACACAACUACACAUUUGAUCAUUUUUAUAUGACCUUAGUAACAAACUACCUUGUAUAGUGAAUGUCUAAUAGUUAUCACAGUAAUAAAUCUAGAUAGAGUAAAUGGUAAAUCAUAGAGCUGUAUAGUUUAGCUUUAGGGAUUCGUUUCUUAGUUUGUUGCAUUCUCUGGAUUUUCUCUCAUAGUGAUGAUGACAUUUUCCGUGAAAAUGUCUUUAUUUUUUUGUUGCUUGGUGUAAA